AUGGCAGGCCCUUCCUUGGGGGCCUACGGUAAUGGCUAUGCAGCCAGCACGGGCAGUGGUCGAAAUGGCUACUCCGCCUACACGAACGGAUAUGCCAAUGGCUUCUCGUACUCCGGACUUCCCAACACGGGUGACACCUACUCCGGUGGCGCGGUUUCCUAUGGCGCUCCGCCUAGCAGAUGUGGAGCUUGCGGUCCAGAGUUUGGAGCCGUUGGGUCGUUGAAUCCGUUUGCCUUCCCUAGCAUCGGAAGUUUCGUGGCAGAGCCCUUCGCGCCUGGCGCACCCUCGCUGAGCUCGAGGAUGCCGCCAGCGCCGAUCCCCCCUCCGCUGCCGAGCUUUUCAGGCCCGAGCCUCCUUGGAGGGAGUUUCAACUUUGGAGGGUUUUCGCUGCCGCCUCCGACUGGCUCCUUCGUGGCAGAUGCCACGGCCCACGCGACGGCCCAUGGGGCGGCAUGCCAAAGUGGAGGGCAAAGCCCGGCGGCCGAAUUGCCCAGUGGUGGAUUGGGGCCAUCACCAAGCCCUGCACCGCCAAACUUCGCAUCGAAGGAGAAGGCGAAAGAUCAAGAAGGUCGUGUGGACCCGCAGCCGGCGCCGAAAGCGGAAAAGACGAAGCCAGCGCAGAAGACCCGGUGGGUUGGUCGGGAUGUGAGGUACAAAGACUACACAGACGGCACCUCGGGCUUCCUGCAAUCUGCACGGCAGGACCAAGAAACGAAGGCAAGCGAGAGGGGCGUGUUGCUGAUGCCUAUAAUUCACGGACUGGAGGCCCAAAGAUACGGCUUGUACUAUCCAUUCGCUCAGUUUGGCACCCAGAGUGUUUCUGCUCGAGACACGCUGCGUGUGCUCCAUAGGGUAAGGCUUUUUCGAAAGGCUAAUGUGCAAAAGUGA
This is a messenger RNA of Symbiodinium sp. CCMP2592, 888 nucleotides long. The record is from the annotation of a GenBank genome assembly. NCBI's taxonomy places the organism in Eukaryota, Dinophyceae, Suessiales, Symbiodiniaceae.